ACAUGCUUCUGAUAGGUUUCUCACACUCUGCUUCGUGAUCAGGUCGCUCCGUGACGCUAGCUCCUUCGUGUAAGAUAAGUUGCGUUAUGUUUUGGCGCGGGGUGUGACGCUAGCUCCUCAAAAACUCGAUGCUGGCUCCUCAAAACGCUAGCUCCUUCGUGUAAGAAAAGAAGGCGCUUCGAGCCCGCUUAGUGCUGUAGUCACUGCGUGCGUGGAGAAAGAAGCUUAUCCUGCUGCGAGCGCGACUCUCUCUCCUCCCGGCCGCGGCUUUCGCUCUUUAGCUCUCACCAUCUUUAGUGGCUUUAAAUCACCCGCAUUAUCCGCAUUAUCCGCGUUAUCCGCAUUUCCCGUGUUUGCACACGGAGUUAAAAAGGCGCAUUUGAGGCCUUCAAGUAGAGCCAAUUCGGAAUCAGCGGCGAGAAUUACGCCAAUCCCUAACAUUCUCAUACAAAUGUUCUAAUCACAUGACUUUCGAGGCCUGAAGCGAUCGUGAUCAGGUAGCCAAGUAACCGGGUUACCCGGCCGACUCGCUUACUCGCAACGAAGUAGGUGACUUGGCGGGAAACGUUUGACUUGCAACGUAAUCUGUUCUCGCCGCCUUCAGAUCGCCGCCUUCGAAUCGCCACCAUGUUGACUCGCUCCCCGCCGAUCUCCCCCCGCCUCCGCUCCCCACUCCGCGCCUCCCCUUUCGCCGCAUCCCCCGCAGCAUCCCCCGCCGCGUCUUCCGCCGGUCACGGCGGGCCGAAAGUAGUGCUGGUCGGCGUGACGCUCCACCAAUCAGGGGGGUCCUUCUGGGGGGGCGUGCGCGGGGGCGGAAGCGGAAGAGACGCGGGGGGAGGCGGAGGGGGGAGCGGGGGUGUGACUGUAUCAAAGGAUGGGCUGGCGCUGGUGGAUUUCGCGUUAUCGAGGCUGGUUGUAUCGGGGGACAGGGUGGUGGCGCUGCUGAUACAAACGGGGGGCGAGAGGGAGAGAGGGGAGAAGGGGGAGAGGGAGCGGGGGGAGGAGGAGGCGCGAAGGGUGGUGCAAGCAGCGCUGCAGCCACUGGCGGAAGUAGCUUCCGCCAAGCAGGUCGCAGUGGAGGUGUCGGUGUGCUGGGCGGCAGACGUGCCCCAGGGCUUGCUGGAGGGCGCAUUGAGCAUGGGAGCCGGCAUAGUGGUGGUGGGGGCGGCCAAGAAGGGCGGACUCAGCUUCAAGAGUUCCUCGUCUGCAGCCACCCCGGACACGGUCUCUCAGCUCGCCCGGCGCCUCCCCUCCACCACCAAGGUCAUGCUCAUCUCCCACGGCGCCUGCUCCCUCUCCAAAUCCGGGGAACUCCCCGCCCCCUCAACGCCCUCCCCUUCCCCCUUCCCCUCCCACGCGGGGCUAUCCCCAUCCCUCGCUGCCGCAUCGCCCGUGUCCCCCUUAGCUGGCUUGUCUACCACCUCUACCGCCUCUGCCUCCCCCCUUCCGCCGGAUCCGAGAGUGUGCGAGCCUGCUCGGUGUGGGCCUGAGACUCGGGGGGAGGGUGGGGAGAGAGGGGCGAGGGGGAGUGGGAGUGCUGAGGCGAUGGAGGUAGAUGGGGGGGGGAUGGGUACUGGGGAGGGGAGAGGGGGAGCGGAAGCGGUGGAUUCACAAACAGCAGCAAGAGCAGCAGCAGCAGCAGCAGCAGCAGCAGCAGCAGCAGCAGCAGCAGCAGCAGCAGCAGCAGCAGAAGCAGCGCCAGCAGCGCCAGCAGACGGGGGCUGGCAGCAGGAACCCACCGCCCGCCUUUCCUCCUCCAAUCCGCACCACCCCUCAGCCGACCCCCUCCCCCCUCCCCCCCCCUCGGAGAUCGUCCGCGAGGUGUAUGGGAGAGAGGAGUACGGGGAGCAAGAGUUUACUCUUGAACAGAUUCUAGAGGCUACGGACGAUUUUAACCCCAAGAAUGUGCUGGGGGAGGGCGGAUCUGGACAGGUGUUUCUAGGGACGAUCACCAUGGCAGUUCCUGAUUUGAGUGGAAGGGGAGGAGGAGGAGGAGGAGGAGGAGGAGGGGGAGAAGGGGUAUUGGGUGGGAAUGGGUUGGGAAAUGGAGGGAGACCGAGUGGGAGGUUGAAAGAAAUUCUUGCGGGCAGCAAGCAACAAGUUGCGGUGAAGCGGCUCCGCUGGUGGGGUCCUGCCCUGGCCGAAAAAAAGUGUGCGGUCAACACGAAACAAUUUCUUACCGAGCUUCGGGUGGUCCGGAAGGUUCGGCACCCGAACCUGCUGCGCAUGCUCGGUGCGUGUGUAACAGCCGGGGAGCUCCUUAUGGUUUUUGACUAUUUACCCAACGGCGCGCUCGACAUGCGGUUACGGGAUAACCGGAAGCCGGUGCUGACGUGGCAGCAGCGGCUGGAGAUUGCGAGUGGGGCGGCGCGGGGUUUGGCGUUUCUGCAUAGUGGUUGCCACCCGCCCAUCAUUCACCGGGACGUAAAGUCGGGAAACAUCUUGUUGGAUGAAGACCUAGAACCCGUGGUGUCUGACUUUGGUCUGGCCAAGGUAGCACCAGAGCAUUUCACUCAACCAAUGACAGUCACUGCCAUCAUGGGCACUCAGGGCUACGUGGCACCAGAGUACGUGCGGACGGGCAAGAUCACCAUGGCGGUGGACGUGUUUGCAUUCGGCGUGGUACUGCUCGAGCUCAUAACGGGCCACAUCCCUUUCCACCCCUCCAGAACACCCGCGUACCUCUUCGCAUGGGCAAUCCCAGUGGCAAAGGCAGGGGAGUUCCACCGGUUGGUUGACUACCGUCUCGAGGGGAAGUACGACGCGGCUCAGCUGCAGGCGGUGGUGAUGCUGGCGGUGAUCUGCCUGGCCACCAACCCCAAGGACCGACCGGCUAUGCGCGAUGUGGCCAAGUGGCUGACAUCGUGGGUGGGGCACAAUAAGGCCAGUGGCCAAGUGGCUGACAUCGUGGGUGGGGCACAAUAAGGCCAGUGCUUGAUGGCAUCACAAGCAGAAGACACAGUGCUUGCGGUGCCAAAGCCACCCCAAAGCCUGUGCAUGCCAGCUUUAGGCCGCGAACUAGCAUGAAGCUGUGGCGUAUUGUAGGGGUCAUAAGCCAAGGGUUGUAAGGCCAGGACAAUGUACUGGCAGUGGCAUGACCACAUGUUUUUCUCCGACAUUGUUACAGUACCUAUCGGCAUAAAGAGGGCCUAUACAA
Messenger RNA from Closterium sp. NIES-67, 3157 nucleotides. The record is from the annotation of a GenBank genome assembly. Lineage: Eukaryota; Viridiplantae; Streptophyta; Zygnematophyceae; Desmidiales; Closteriaceae.